AUGGACAAGAAAGAGAACUCAGAGCUUCACGCCACCUCUACCUCCACCUGCUGUGUAGAGCUUCACGCCACCUCCACCUGCUGUGGAGAGCUUCACGUCACCUCUACCUCUACCUGCUGUGUAGAGUUUCACGCCACCUCCACCUGCUGUGUAGAGCUUCACGCCACCUCCACCUGCUGUGUAGAGCUUCACGCCACCUCCACCUGCUGUGUAGAGGUUCAGCUCCUGCUGUGUAGAGCUCACGCCACUUCCACCUGCUGUGCAGAGCUUCACAUCACCUCUACCUCUACCUGCUGUGCAGAGCUUCACGCCACCACCCACUAUGUGCUUCACGCCACCUCCACCUGCUGUGUAGAGCUUCACGUCACCUCUACCUCCACCUGCUGUGUAGAGCUUCACGCCUUCUACCUCCACCUGCUGUGUAGAGCUGCCACCUUACCUCCACCUGCUGUAGAGCUUCACGUCACCUCCACCUGCUGUGUAGAGCUUCACGUCACCUCCACCUGCUGUGUAGAGCUUCGCGCCACCUCCACCUGCUGUUUAGAGCCACGCCACCUCCACCUGCUGUGUAGAGCUCACGUCUACCUCCACCUGCUGUGUAGAGCCACGCCACCUCCAUCUGCUGUGUAG
Messenger RNA from Homarus americanus (American lobster), 630 nucleotides. RefSeq names its product keratin-associated protein 9-1-like. The transcript is spliced from 2 exons. Bases 1 to 630 code for a protein of 209 amino acids. The record is from RefSeq and is a predicted model, not a curated record. NCBI's taxonomy places the organism in Eukaryota, Metazoa, Arthropoda, Malacostraca, Decapoda, Nephropidae.